CAGAGGCCCGCAACAUCUGCUGCUCGCGGGGAAACUGGAGCGACCUUGCCGGCUUGGCCAAUGAACGGCGGAGGUGGAGCUUGGCUGCGAUCGCACCGGAGCGGGAUCUUCUUUGCAAGCCGGAGAUCUGCCUCCCUGGCCGCCUCUGCGGGUCUCUCCGGAACCGGGGGGGACGAUGAGCCCGGCGUUGCCAAGCGUCCCCGGGCGAGCUGGGCGCUGGAACCGAGCGAGCGCUGCCAAGAGAGCUGCCGUUUUGCUUGCAGCGGCUUACGGGCUGAAAAUCCUCUGGCCGUUGCUUUGCAAGCGGCUGGUGCGGCGGGCGGGUUCGAUACAACGGACCGUCCGGGCAUCGGAAGAUGCUGCAAAGCGAAUGGAGGUGGAGGAGAAAGAAGCAUCCGGAUCGUUGCAAGGGCCCGGCUCGGCUGUAAGCAGCAAAGCCUCGCCGGCAGCCAAUGCGCAGUUCCUCCGGCAGCUCUUGGCUCUGCGCAAGAUCUUCUUCCCGAGGCUGGUCAGCCCGGAAAGCGGUUGGCUUUGCCUUCAUUCGGUGGCUCUGGUCUCCAGGACCUUCCUCUCCAUCUAUGUGGCGAGGCUGGAUGGUCAGAUCGUGAAGAGCAUCGUGGAGAAGCGUCCGCGCAGCUUCGCUUGCAAGUUGCUCAAGUGGCUGCUGGUGGCCAUCCCGGCCACCUUCGUCAACAGCGCCAUCCGUUACCUGGAAUGCAAGCUGGCUCUGGCUUGCCGCACCCGCCUGGUGGAUCACGCCUACCUGACCUACUUCGACCACCAGACUUACUACAAGGUGACCAACAUGGACGGCAGGUUGGCCAACCCCGACCAGUCGCUGACCGAGGACAUCAUGAUGUUCUCCCAGUCGGUGGCUCACCUCUACUCCAACUUGACCAAGCCCAUCCUGGAUGUGGGGCUCACCUCCUACACCCUCAUCCGGACGGCCCAAGCUAGGGGGGCCAGUCCCGUGGGACCCACGCUGCUGGCCGGCUUGGUGGUCUACACCACGGCCAAAGUGCUGAGAGCCUGCUCCCCCAAAUUUGGAAAGCUGGUGGCGGAGGAGGCCCACCGGAAGGGCUACCUGCGCUACCUCCACUCGCGGAUCAUUGCCAACGGGGAAGAGAUCGCCUUCUAUAGAGGGCACAAGGUGGAAAUGUCCCAACUUCAGAAAAGUUACAAAGCUCUGGAAGAGCAAAUGAACAUCAUUUUGUCCAAGCGCUUAUGGUACAUCAUGCUUGAGCAGUUCCUGAUGAAAUACGUCUGGAGUAGCAGCGGGUUGAUUAUGGUAGCGGUUCCCAUCAUCACGGCAACAGCAUUUGCGGACGGUGAUUUGGACAAUGGCCAGAAACAAGCCAUGGUCAGCGAGCGAACGGAAACCUUCACUACCUCACGAAAUUUAUUAGUUUCUGGAGCAGAUGCCAUUGAACGGAUUAUGUCUUCCUACAAAGAGGUGGCAGAAUUAGCCGGCUACACUGCCCGUGUUUACAACAUGUUUUCAGUCUUCGAUGAAGUAAAGAGAGGCAUUUACAAAAUGUCAGACCUUACUCCAGAACGGGAAAGCAGCAACAAGAAAAGGAAUAAAGCCAAACAAUGCAUUAAUGGCCCCUUAGAAAUCAAAGGAAAAGUAAUAGAUAUUGAUCAUGGGAUUAUCUGUGAAAAUGUCCCUAUAAUUACCCCCAAUGGAGAUGUGGUGGUUUCCAAGCUAAACUUCAAAGUUGAGGAAGGCAUGCAUCUCCUCAUUGCCGGCCCCAAUGGUUGUGGGAAGAGCUCCCUGUUUAGGAUUUUGAGUGGUUUGUGGCCCGUCUAUGAAGGGGUUCUGUACAAACCACCUCCUCAGCACAUGUUCUACAUACCACAAAGGCCUUACAUGUCCCUGGGGACGCUACGGGAUCAAGUCAUCUAUCCCGAUUCACUGGAUGACAUGCAUGAAAAAGGAUACCAAGACCAGGAUCUGGAAUUUAUCCUGCAGAUAGUUCAUCUGAAUCAUAUUAUUCAGAGAGAGGGAGGGUGGAACUCUGUGAUCGAUUGGAAAGACGUCCUGUCUGGAGGAGAGAAGCAGAGAAUGGGGAUGGCUCGGAUCUUUUAUCACCGAGAUCUGCCAGGAGGAAAAAGCAGGAGUUUUUAAUGAGAAAUACAUGGGUUGGAUGGAAACUAGUGGUGCUGAUGAAUAGCACAUUUAUAAAUUCAGUGGCAUUUCUUUGAGAAGAGGUGAAACAGGACACUCCUAGACGCUUACUCUGGCAAUCCAGUUGCUUCCAUCCUGGCGUCAGGAGAAAUGUGAGAAAAAUGCAAGUAGUCCUCGACUUAUGACCACCAUUGAGCCCAGAGUUUCUGUUCUUAAGGGAGAAGUUCAUUCGGUGAGUUUUGCUCCAUUUUAUGACUUUUCUUGCCACAGUUGCGAAGCGAAUCCCUUCAGUUGAUUGAUGAGUUAGUAAACAUGGUUGUUAAGUGAAUCCGGCUUCCCCCAUUGACUUCGCAAAAGGGGAUCACUUUUGGGGCACACAGCAAUGGUCGUAAGUGUGAGUCAGAUGCCAAGAGUCUGAAUUUUAAUGGGGAUGCUGCAAGAAUUGUAAGUGUGAAAGACAAUCACAAGUCGCUUCUUCCAUGGCCGUUGUAACUGGUCACUAAACAAAUGAUUGUAAGUCAAGGACUUGCCUGUACAGUAUUCAGGGGAACAGCAAAAAAAUAAAAAAAGGUAUAAUCAUGUUUCUCUUUUUUGCAAGGCCGAAAUACGCACUGCUCGACGAAUGUACGAGUGCCGUCAGCAUUGACGUGGAAGGAAAAAUAUUCCAGGCUGCUAAAAGUGCCGGCAUCUCCCUGCUUUCCAUAACUCACAGGCUAUCU
Pantherophis guttatus is the source of this 2847-nucleotide messenger RNA. NCBI's taxonomy places the organism in Eukaryota, Metazoa, Chordata, Lepidosauria, Squamata, Colubridae. The record is from RefSeq and is a predicted model, not a curated record.